AUGGACGCCUGCAUCCUCUGUGCCCGCUGCGUCAACGCCUGCCAGUCCAGCCACCAGUUCAUCGGCGCCAUCGACGUGCUGGGAGCCGGCGAAUCGGCCCGCAUCGCCACCGCCGCCGACAAACCCCUGGCCGAGAGCAUCUGCACCACCUGCGGCCAGUGCCUCAGCGUUUGCCCCACCGGCGCCAUCAGCGUCAAGGAACCGCCGGCCGUUGCAGACCCCACCCACACCGUCAGUACCACUUGUCCUUAUUGCGGCGUCGGAUGCGGUAUCCAGUUGGAAGUCGACGACGCCACCGACCGCAUCGUCGCCUCCCACGACGACCCUGACAACCUCUCCAGCGUCGGGAUGCUCUGCGUCAAGGGCCGUUUCGGAUAUACCUUCGCCCAACAUCCCGACCGCAUCCAGACGCCCCUGAUCCGCGACGGCGAACGCUACACCGGUCCCUUCCGCAAGGCCACCUGGGACGAGGCUCUGGAUCUGGUCGCCACCCGACUCGUCGAGUAUCGCGGCGAUGCCUUCGCCACCCUCUGUUCCGCCAAGGCCACCAACGAAGACGGUUACGUUCAGCAGAAGUUCUCCCGCCUCAUAAUGAGCAGCAACAACAUCGACCACUGCACCCGCCUGUGCCACAGCCCAUCGGUCGAAGCCAUGCUGACCUCGCUGGGCAGCGGCGCAACCAGCAAUUCCUACACCGACUACGAAGGCGCCGGCUGUCUGGUUGUCAUCGGCUGCGACCCAACGUCCAACCACCCGGUGGCCGCCUCCCGGAUGCGCCGGGCCAUCGUCGAACGCGGAGCCAAACUCAUCGUCAUCAACCCACGCCGUAUCGACAUGUGCGACUACGCCGACCUGUGGUUACGUUCCUACCCCGGCACCGACGUGGCGCUGCUCAACGCAAUGGCUCAGGUCAUCGUGGCCGAGGGCCUGGCCGACGCCGAUUUCGUUGCCAACCGCACCGAGGGUUACGACGACUGGCUCUCCGUGAUCGAAGCGGACACACCCGAACACGCGGCGACCAUCACCGGCGUAUCCGCUGACGACAUCCGCGACGCCGCCCGCAUGUUCGCCCGCCCGCCGGGUUCAUGCCUGAUUUGGGGUAUGGGCAUCACCCAGCACACCAACGGAACCGCCAACGCCCACGGACUGCUCAACCUGGCCCUCGUCGCCGGACAGCUCGGUCGCCGCGGCUCAGGAAUUUCGCCGUUGCGUGGCCAGAACAACGUCCAGGGUUGCGGUGAUGCCGGCUGUCUGCCCAACUCGUUGCCCGGUUACCAAGGUUUGCGUCCAGAUACGCUGGUGCGGUUCGGCGACGCCUGGGGUGCCCCCGGUCGUAUUCCCGAUGCCGCCGGUCUGGUCGUAACCGAGAUGGUGGAAUCCAUGGAACGGGACGACGGAGUUCGCGCCAUGUACAUCACCGGCGAGAAUCCGCUGCUCAGUGAACCCGACCUCAAUCGCGCCGAUGAGCUGUUCCGCCGUCUGGACUUCCUGGUGGUGCAGGAUAUUUUCAUGCACGAAACCGCGCAGCUGGCCGAUGUGAUCCUGCCGGCCACCAGCUUUGCCGAGAAAGACGGCACCUUUACCAACAGCGAGCGGCGCGUGCAGCGCGUGCGCCAGGCCAUCCCGCCGGUGGGCGACAGCCGCCCCGACUGGGACAUCGUAUGCGACCUGGCCCGCCGCAUGUGUGACAAGAUGGGCCUCCCCUGGCAGAAUCAGUUCACCUACCAGCACCCGUCGCAGAUAUUCGACGAGAUGGCCCAACUGACUCCCAUCAUGUCCGGCAUCUCCUACCAGCGCCUCGACGCCGAGGGCGGUAUCCAGUGGCCUUGCCCUUCGCCCGAGCAUCCGGGCACCACCUAUCUCUACGCCGACGAUUUCCCCCGCGGCGACCGGGCCAAAUUCGUGGCCUUCGAGCAGGGCGCCGUGGCUGCCGAAACCCCCUCAGACCGGUUCCCGCUGGUGCUGAACACGGGGCGGGUGCUGUACCACUGGCACGGCGGCACCAUCACCCGCCGCGUGGAUGGACUCAUGGCCCGCACACCUUCGCUGGAAGUGUCAAUCAACCCCCAGGACGGCGAACGAUUCGGGUUGCGGGACGGCGCGGACGUGCAGGUACGCUCGCGGCGGGGUUCUCUCACCGGAGUGGCCCGUUACACCUACCGCAUGAGGACCGGAGAAAUUUUCAUUCCCUUCGUUCGCCUUGGCGACUCGGCGGCCAACUUCCUGACCAACGCCGCCUACGACCCCGAAUCGCACAUCCCCGAGUACAAAGUCUGCGCCGUCCGGGUGGAGCCAAUAGAGCCGUAA
Molecule: messenger RNA, 2307 nt
Organism: Geodia barretti
Lineage: Eukaryota; Metazoa; Porifera; Demospongiae; Tetractinellida; Geodiidae
Source: the annotation of a GenBank genome assembly